AUGGAGGAUGCUGCAGGAUCUGAGACUGGUACAGGAACAAUCAGAAUAAAGAAGGAGAAGGAUGCUGAUCCCACUGCCGGACAUUCACAUCGCUUCAGAGUGAAAUUCAGUUCUUCUGACCCCAAGGAAUACGUUAUAGACUGUGUUCAACCUGGAACAGUGCUGCAGGCGAUACAAACAUGUGACAAACAUGAGGAGCGGUUUUCAGAUGAAAACCUUGUGAUUCAGCUGAGUAAAAAGGAUAGGAAAUAUGCUAUUGCAACGCAUUUCCCUUGUACUUGUAUCUGGGAAGAUGUGUGUCUGAUCUUAUCGCAUGAAAAAGAAAAGAUUGAAGAGACCCAAGGCCAAAAUGAGGAACCAAUACAGUCAAAGGACAUGUAUUCUGUCUUCUCUAUUGAUACAGAGGGAGGAGAAAACACCAGAACAAAGCCGUUUAUCAGAAGCAAGGCUUUCAGUACGUUCAAGUAUCUGUGUGUGUAUGGGGAGAAGGGUAUGACAGUGGAGGACGCUCUGAAAAGAGAUGGACGCUUCAUUGAUGAUCUUGGAAACUUCACUCUGUCCGACAACAAGGAUCCAAUGAAAAGCACUGGAUGUACCCAACCUGUUGACAACUUGCAUGGAAAAAAAUUCAAGUUGUGCCUUGAAAGGAUGCGUAACGAAAAAGCAGUCAGAGAAGAAUUAAAGCAGAGAAUAGACGUUAUCCAAAAAACAAUGGAAAACAAUACAUUUAGUGUCAAAGAUUUAGUGGAUCGUGUCAGAGCAGAGAACAGAUCAGAGGGAAAGAGUGGUCAGAGUGGCAGCAGUGUCAACGUUACAGAGAUUUAUGGUUUACUGCAGAAGCAGUGUGCAGAUCUGAAGAAACUGAUGAGGAGGAGAUUCCCAGGUGAUUCUUAUCAGACGGCACUGAACCUGAGGAGGAGAGACUUUAGAAAGAUCCAACAGUCGUUCAGCGACGUUCACAGAGUCAGAGAGCUGAUGAAACUGGGAGAGUCAGUUUGCAAAGUUAUUGUUGAAGGUUAUUGUACAGGAACAGGUUUUGUGUUGUUUGACAACUUCAUCUUGACUAACGCACACCUGUUGAAACAAUGUGUUGAAAAAGGAAUCAAAAAGCUGAAGGAUGAUAUAAAGGUGGAGGUUAUCUUUAACUUUGAAGAAAAGCUCAAAUAUCACCACUACUUUCAGCUGGCUCACCGUAACAUCCUCUACUGUCAUGAUGACCUUGAUUAUGCCAUACUUCAGCUUAAGUCAGUCAGCCAGAAGGACAACCCAGAAACAACUAAAGUCACAAAAGAGAAGGUGCCACCAGGGCUCCUGGAGAGGUUUGGUCCAAUGCCUAAGAGUGGUGGAGCCUGUCUCAUUGGUCACCCAGAUGGAGUGAAACAACUGGAUCCAACAUCUGUCAUUGAGAGAGAAAACAGGGAGAAGGCUGUUGAGGAGCCAUACAAAGACAAAGCUUUCAUUCUCCACAUAAUCAAUAAAAUCAAAAAGCAAGGCAUUGAAAGCAUAUUGGUAGGUGGAAACAGAGCAGAGAAAGAAACAACCUACAACACCUCCUUCAUGUAUCACGGCUCGGCUGGAUCCCCAGUGUUUGAUGCUGAGUGCAGGGUUUUUGGUUUGUACACCUCAGGAUUCGUUUACGGUCAUCCAAAGCCUGAGAGUGUGAUAGAGUGUGCCCAACCUCUGCUAACUAUCUUUGCACACUUUGUGAGUAAACUGAGGAAGCCUGGGAAUGAGGAGCUGUUGAAGAGAGUUAAGGAAGUAGCAGAGGGAAACUCAUACCUAGAAAACAUACUCAAACCCGACUCUGAUGACUCAAUGGUGACUGAUUAG
Messenger RNA from Trematomus bernacchii (emerald rockcod), 1830 nucleotides. Its product is annotated as protein FAM111A-like. Lineage: Eukaryota; Metazoa; Chordata; Actinopteri; Perciformes; Nototheniidae. The transcript is spliced from 3 exons. The record is from RefSeq and is a predicted model, not a curated record. The coding region runs from base 1 to 1830 and encodes 609 amino acids.